This is a messenger RNA of Corvus hawaiiensis (hawaiian crow), 948 nucleotides long. RefSeq names its product olfactory receptor 4D5-like. The transcript has a single exon. NCBI's taxonomy places the organism in Eukaryota, Metazoa, Chordata, Aves, Passeriformes, Corvidae. Bases 22 to 948 code for a protein of 308 amino acids. Gene Ontology annotation, cellular component: membrane. Gene Ontology annotation, molecular function: olfactory receptor activity; G protein-coupled receptor activity. The record is from RefSeq and is a predicted model, not a curated record. Gene Ontology annotation, biological process: G protein-coupled receptor signaling pathway.
AUGGGAGCCUGAGCUGCAGCAAUGGCACGGGGCAACUUCUCCCGGGUGACUGAAUUCAUCCUUCUGGGGCUCUCUGACAGCCAGGAGCUGCAAUUCCUCUUCUUCACCCUUUUCCUCCUGGCCUACACCAUGGUCCUGCUGGGCAACCUCCUCAUCAUCGUGACAGUCAGGACUGACCCCAAGCUCUCCUCGCCCAUGUACUUCCUCCUCUGCCACCUGUCCUUCAUCGAUAUCUGCUACACCUCUGUCACUGCCCCCAGGGUGCUGGUGGCCUUGCUCUCGGGGCACAAGGCCAUUGCCUUUGAGGGCUGCAUGGCCCAGCUGUUUUUCCUGCACUUUGUGGGCUCCUCAGAGAUGUUCCUCCUGACGGUGAUGGCAUUCGACCGCUACACGGCCAUCUGCAGGCCCCUGCAAUACACGGCCAUCAUGGCCCGCAGGGCUUGCUGGGCCCUGGUAGCUGCCUGCUGGACUGGGGGCUUUAUCCACUCCAUUAUCCAGACUCUGCUCGUGCUCCAGCUGCCCUUCUGUGGCCCCAACAUGAUCCACAGCUACUUCUGUGACGUGCUGCCCGUCGUCCAACUGGCCUGCACCAACACCGCCCUCACCGAGUGGCUCAUGGCCUCCAACAGUGGCCUCAUAUCCCUGGGCUGCUUCCUGGUGCUGGUGGCCUCCUAUGCGCUCAUCCUGGCCAAGGUGCGGGGCCACCUCUCCCAGGGGCACUGGAAGGCGUUGUCCACCUGUGCCUCACACCUGAUGGUUGUCACCCUGGUCUUCGUGCCCUGUAUCUUCACCUACCUGCGGCCUGCUGGGACCUUGCCCUCCAACAAGUACGUCUGUGUCAUCUACACAACCUUCUCGCCCAUGAUGAACCCCCUCAUCUACACCCUGAGGAGCAACGAGGUGAAGGAAUCCAUGUGGAGACUGUGGAAGCUCUGCAGAGCCUUCUGA